Drosophila mauritiana is the source of this 476-nucleotide messenger RNA. It is a transcript of the gene RpS28a, whose product is annotated as 40S ribosomal protein S28. Lineage: Eukaryota; Metazoa; Arthropoda; Insecta; Diptera; Drosophilidae. Gene Ontology annotation, biological process: translation; ribosomal small subunit assembly; maturation of SSU-rRNA. The transcript has a single exon. Gene Ontology annotation, cellular component: ribosome; cytosolic small ribosomal subunit. The record is from RefSeq and is a predicted model, not a curated record. Gene Ontology annotation, molecular function: structural constituent of ribosome. The coding region runs from base 235 to 429 and encodes 64 amino acids.
GGCCUCGGGGAUGCCAACUCGUUUGCCCCACACUAUGAAAGGCGGCAGCUCGUUUUUAAGUAAGAUUACGGUUCGCGUCCGCACUUAUGUUGCACUACAAGGCCUACAGGUGGCGCCAGGGAUGAUAGUAGGGUGGAAGGGCUUCUUAUUUUCACCGAUUGGCAUGGCAGCAGCAAUCACAGCUUCAAAUUCAAAUCUUUUAUUGUCAAACAAUUCUCGAAUUUCGUAUUCAGCAUGGACAAGCCUCAGUACGCUCGCGUGGUCAAGAUCAUUGGACGCACUGGAUCCCAGGGGCAGUGCACCCAGGUGCGGGUGGAGUUCCUCGGCGACCAAAGCCGCCAGAUUAUUCGCAAUGUCAAAGGACCUGUUCGCGUAGGCGACAUCCUGUCGCUGCUGGAAACUGAACGCGAAGCCAGGAGACUGCGCUAAUUUACUAAUCACACCUGUUUGAUUCACCAAAUCAAGUUAAUAAACAA